Molecule: messenger RNA, 2616 nt
Organism: Fusarium keratoplasticum
Lineage: Eukaryota; Fungi; Ascomycota; Sordariomycetes; Hypocreales; Nectriaceae
Exons: 3
Coding region: 1-2616 (871 amino acids)
Biological process (GO): cytoskeleton organization; small GTPase-mediated signal transduction
Cellular component (GO): division septum; cytoplasm; cell division site
Molecular function (GO): GTPase activator activity
Source: RefSeq, a predicted model, not a curated record
AUGCCGGGGUUCGCUGAUUCCUUCUGGUCGAGCGAUUACGCUGCGGGACUCGGCGUCCUGUUCAGCAAGCUUCAGCAGGGCGUUCUCGAGAACAGACAGGUCCUCACCAUCGCUCGCUUACGCGCCGAAGCCGAGGAAACUUAUAGCUCACGCCUGAGCGAGAUCACACCGUCUGCGGACAAGGUCACUGGCGGUUUCACUCGCGACGAUGGUGCUACCGUUCGCAAGGUAAGUAGGAAUAGCUUCACCUCACUUGUCCCUACCCGCUGGCUGGAUCGUCGACGCGCCACAGCCGGCUCCGUCAGCACCGUCUUCGCAGCCUUCGAUGGCAUGCGCAACGAGAUGCAGGAUGCUGCCCGCAACCAUCAUCGCAUCGCCCAGAGCAUUCGCGAUCUCGUCGUAAACCCAUUCUCUCGUUGGUGCGACGCCCACGAGGCUCGCAUCCAGGAUUCUCAAGAUGAGCUACAAGUCCGCAUCAAGGCUCACGAUCGCCAAGCCGAGGCCGUCAAGAAGCUCCGAUCGGUUUACUUCAACAAGUGCCGCCUAGUCGAGGACCUUGAGGAGGAAAACAAGCUCGCUUUCCAGGAUCCCGAGAACAGCCCUAAGCAGAACCAAAACAUUCCCGAGAUCAAGGUUCAGCCCCACAAGGAAGAGGCGCCCGCCCAUGAGGAGGAGGAGGAGGAGAUACUCUACGAGAUUGGCGAUGAUACCUAUCAGCCCGAGCAGGUCAAGAAGAUCCUCUCCCAGAUGCUCUCGUCUAUCAAGAUGGGCGAGACCAAGGUCCCCAUCCUGGGCACAUACCUCAACACUUCAGCCGGUUCCGAUAUCGUCGAGUACCUCCAGCGCAGCAUGGGCAACAUCAGCGUCGCCUAUGCUGAGCGAAUUGGUCAGGAUCUGAUUUCCAACGGCUUCCUCCGUCUUAUCGGUAAUGUCGGCAACAACUUUGCCAACAGCUCCAAGCUCUUUUAUCAGUGGCGGCCCAAGGCCUUCCAAUUGGCGGGUGUUCCCGAGAAGAAGUCUAUCAACCGCACUUUCUCCCUGGCCUCGACUGGCUCUGAGACGGCCGAUUCCCCUGUUGUUGGCACCGUGAGCGAGUACCUGUCGGGCUGGAAUGUCCUCAACAACUCGCACCCGAACGAAACUCCCAGCCAGCGCAUGCAGCGCGAGGCCCGCGAAGCCGACGAGAAGUACCGUGCCGGUGUUCGCAGGCUUGAUGAGCUGCGAUGUGAGCUUGAGGAGGCCAUCUUCCUUCACCUCAAGUUCCUCGAGCGCUGCGAGCUUGACCGUCUCAAGGCUGUCAAGACUGUCAUCCUUGACUUCUCGGGCACCAUUGGCAACGUCAUUCCCAGCCUCCAGUCUACUGUAGACCAGAUGAUGCUCUUUCAGGAGACCAUCCAGCCUGAGGGCGACCUACGGUAUCUGCUCGAGACGUACCGCACCGGAAGCUUCGUCCCGAAGGUUGUGACGUACGAGAACUACUACAACAAGGUGGACGAGCAGACUUUCGGAAUCGACCUCGAGGCGCGCGCAAGGGCCGAUAAGAAGCGAGUGCCCAUGAUUGUCACGACUAUCCUGACGUAUCUGGAUCACCAUUAUCCCGAUUUGGAGGGUGACGAGGCUCGACGAGGUGUGUGGCUUGUCGAGGUUCCUCUGGCGCAGACACACAAACUCCGUGCCAAGGUCAACGACGGCAAGCCUGUUUCUCCUGAUGUCUUUGACGAGUUUGAUAUCCCUACCGUUGCUUCACUCCUCAAGGUCUAUCUCCUGGAGCUUCCUGAUUCAAUCAUCUCUUCUCAUGUUUACGAGAUUAUUCGAACAAUCUAUUCGACUACUUCUACCGAUACGGACGAGUCUUCCCGGAUUGCGGCUCUCCAAUCAACUCUUUCACAGCUCCGUCUCACUAACAUUGCGACCCUUGAUGCCUGCAUGAACCACUUUACCCGUCUUAUCGACCUGACGUCCGCGGAUGAAACCUACGUCGUGUCUCUGGCAACCGCCCUGGCCCCCUGUAUCCUGCGACCGCGAACCGAAACUUCUCUGACCCUGGAGGAGAAGCACGCAUACCGACUAGUCCGGGAUCUGUUUGCCCACAAGGACGCCAUCUUUAGCGAACUCAAGCGCAUGUCCAUGGUUAGUCAUUCUUCUUCUGUCAGCGGCAACCGGCCUCGAGCAAUUAGUACCGACGAGAGCAACCGCAAGGCCCUUAUGGAGGAGCGGAAUAGGGCUCUGCUCGAAAAGGCCAACGCAACCCGAGGCCGUGACAGGAGCCCUGCUCCUAGCCCCCGCGGCCAUCGUCGAGAUCGCAGCACCGGAGGACCUGAGACCCGAUUUCCGAUUCAAACGAGCCCGACUUCGGCUACUGACCGGCAACGCAGCAGCCUCGGCAGCCUAAACAUCAUUAAGCGCCAGAGUCUUGAGGUUCCCGAGCCCGAUGGAUCUGCACCUGUUAACGGCGACGCGGACAAGGCGGACGGCGAGUCAGAGAAGCGCGACAGCAUGGGACGGACACCGACCAAGUUUGUAGGUGGCAGGCGAAUCCCCGUGGUGCCGUCUACCCCUCCUCAAGAAUCGCCCGCCCGCGGCGUGCAGCUCGAGGAUGCCCCUAUGGAGGACUAG